AUGGCACGCAAUUCCAAUGUUUUAGCUGCAGCAUUGUUAAUAAUGCUGUUUGUGGACAUUGCCGUGGGCGCUAGGCUCGGGAAAAGCAUUAAGGCCGGCGCCGGCGGCGGUGGCGGAGGCGAGGGAGGCGGAGGUGGUGGUGGGGGAGGCUCGGACCUUGGUUCGGGGUCGGGGUAUGGUUCGGGAUAUGGCUCGGGGAGUGGCUCGGGAUACGGAGGCUAUGAUGACGAGGGGGGUGAGUAUUAUGGGAAUGCCGGCGGCGGAGGCGGCGGUAGUGGCGGCGGCGGCGGAGGGGGUAGUGGAGGAGGAGGUGCUAGUGGUUCCGGGUCGGGAUAUGGGUCCGGGUACGGGUCCGGGUAUGGGUCGGGUGGAGGGGGAGGGAAAGGAGGCGGUGGAGGCGGUCAGGGUGGCGGGGGUGGCGGUGGCGGUGGCUCGGCUGGUGGGUCGGGGAGCGGGUCCGGGUACGGGAGUGGGAGUGGGAGUGGGAGUGGGUAUGGGAGUGGAGGUGGGAAGAGCGGUGGCGGAGGCGGUGGUGGAGGAGGAGGAGGCGGUGGUGGAGGUGGCGGAGGCGGGGGUGCCUCCGGGAGUGGGUCUGGGUAUGGAAGUGGAUCCGGAUCCGGGUCCGGAUCGGGACACGGACGUGGCCGUGGAGAUUGUGAUGCCGAGGGUGCGUAUCUUGCGCCGAGCUCCGGAGGAGGAGGUGGCGGCGGCGGCGGCGGUGGAGGCGGUGGAGGAGUUGCUAGUGCUCCUGCUGCCGCUCCCACAUCAGGGUCGGGAUACGGGUACGGGUCGGGAUACGGGUCCGGGUAUGGGUCCGGUGGAGGGGGAGCGAAAGCGGGAGGUGGCGGCGGAGGAGGAGGCCAAGGCGGCGGUGGUGGCUCCGGUGGCUCCGGGAGCGGUUCAGGGUACGGGAGUGGGAGCGGCUACGGGAGUGGAGAUGGGAAGAGUGGCGGAGGAGGUGGAGGCGGAGGCGGCGGUGGAGGAGGCGGAGGUGGUUCCGGGAGUGGGUCCGGGUAUGGAAGUGGAUCCGGGUGGGGAUCCGGAUCCGGGUAUGGAAGUCAAGGUUGA
Messenger RNA from Salvia splendens (bonfire salvia), 1068 nucleotides. Its product is annotated as glycine-rich cell wall structural protein 1-like. NCBI's taxonomy places the organism in Eukaryota, Viridiplantae, Streptophyta, Magnoliopsida, Lamiales, Lamiaceae. The record is from RefSeq and is a predicted model, not a curated record. The coding region runs from base 1 to 1068 and encodes 355 amino acids. The transcript is spliced from 2 exons.